AUGGGAGGUGGAUUAUUGGAGGCCGGCGGCAGGGAGUGUUCCACCGAUGAGGUGAUGAAGACGCUGAUGUCUCAGCUCGGCGAAUCAGACGUGUUGAACCCAGGCAACCGUCAAAGGCGCGCGCUGCAGGGUCCACCCAGUGGUGCGCGCCUCAUCUGCGUACUAUUCAGUGCAACGUCGGGCAGAGCUCUCACAGGCGGUGUACGCAGUUCACCAGGGUCUCGAGAGGCAUCUUAA
Penicillium subrubescens is the source of this 237-nucleotide messenger RNA. RefSeq lists its product as uncharacterized. The record is from RefSeq and is a predicted model, not a curated record. The coding region runs from base 1 to 237 and encodes 78 amino acids. Lineage: Eukaryota; Fungi; Ascomycota; Eurotiomycetes; Eurotiales; Aspergillaceae. The transcript has a single exon.